Molecule: messenger RNA, 1026 nt
Organism: Plectropomus leopardus (leopard coralgrouper)
Lineage: Eukaryota; Metazoa; Chordata; Actinopteri; Perciformes; Serranidae
Product: P2Y purinoceptor 3-like
Biological process (GO): G protein-coupled receptor signaling pathway
Cellular component (GO): plasma membrane
Molecular function (GO): G protein-coupled receptor activity
Source: RefSeq, a predicted model, not a curated record
AUGGAGGACUUCCCAAUCUGUCCAGUGACUAACUACUACAAAAGGAUCCUUGUCCCAGUGUCCUACAGCGUUGUGUUUCUGCUGGGCCUGAGUUUAAACGGCACCCUACUGUGGUGCGUGUGCUGUCGCAUGCGCCGAUGGAGCGGCACGGCCAUCUACGCGAUCAACCUCGCCGUGGCAGAUCUCCUCUACGUGCUGGCCUUGCCUCCUCUCAUCAUCAGCAAUGCCAUGGGAGGCCUGUGGCCCUUCGGCAACAUCAUUUGCAAAAGCGUCAGAUUCUUCUUCUUUGUAAAUCUCCACUGCAGUAUGAUGUUUCUCACGUGCGUCAGCGUGCACCGCUUCCUCGGAGUGUGUUUCCCCAUCGCUGCUGUGCGCCUUAGGACCAAAAAAGUCGCCCUCUUUGCCUCAGGCUCAGUUUGGAUCCUGGCCACUGCGGAGAUUUUACCCACACUUGUAUUUGCGCACACUGGUAGGAUCAACAACAUGACAGUGUGUUUUGAGAUGACUAACCCAGGGCAGUUUAAAGUUUACUUUCCCUAUGGGCUGUUUUUAGCCAUAGUAGGUUUUCUGAUCCCUUUCCUUGUCGUUAUCACCUGUUACUGCUCCAUGAUGACGGUGCUUUACUGCAGGGCCGCGGACAGCAUCUCCAGCGCCAGGACAGCUCGGAUGCGCAACAAGUCUCUUCACACUUUAUUAGUUGUGCUGCUCAUGUUCGUGGUGUGUUUUGUGCCCUAUCACAUCGCUCGGACCGUCUACUUGUUUGUGAGGGUCUAUAUGCCUGAAGACUGUCAUCUUCUCAACAUAGUCAUGAUCUCCUUCAAGGUUUGGAAGCCCGUGGUGAGCUUCAACUGCUGCGCAAAUCCUCUCUUCUACUUUUUCGGCUCUGAUCGGCACCGUCAGAUGCUGCGGGCCUGGCUGUGGAGGCGGAGGAAGAGAGUGCAGCCCAGCGUGAGUGUGGUGGAUGUAGGCAGCACAAACAGGUCCGCAGGACAGAGAGCAUCCACCAGAGGUCUCAUUAAUCCAUAA